AUGAUCGAAUGUCGAGGCAAGGGCGACUGCCAGUGUUCAGUGGAAGUGCCGGUGUACUACUUGUGGACCACCCUGGGAACUCGCUACUGGUCGAGUGUCCCGAAUCGAGGCAGUGGACACCUUCGACAUCCCACCUGGCAUUCUGUGGCCCAUCCAGGACUACACCUCCUUCUUCAUAGAUCCCCGGAACCGAUAACCUUUGUCCGCCCACCCUCGUAUAAGCAUCAACAUGGUUGUCCUCGCCGCCUCCAUCUGCACCCGCGGGGUAAGGCUGUCCUCUCGAGGCAGUUCCGAGAGAUGCCCCGAUCCAGAGUGGAAGCGUUGCUGGCGUCCUUCCCGAAACUAGCAGACAGCGGUACGCAGCAUACGACCGUCGAGCAGGACAACGUUCGCUUCGUUUACCAACCCCUCGACGAGCUCUACAUGGUUCUCAUCACCAACAAGCAGUCCAAUAUCCUCCAGGACAUCGACUCGCUCCACCUCUUCGCUCAGGUCGUCACCAACACAUGCAAGAGCCUCGAUGAGCGAGAAAUUGUGCGACAUGCCUACGACCUCCUAAGCGCAUUUGAUGAGUUGGUUACUCUGGGUUACCGAGAGAACUUGACCAUCAGCCAGAUCAAGACGUUUCUGGAGAUGGAGAGCCACGAAGAGCGCAUCCAGGAAAUUAUCGCUAGGAACAAGGAACUCGAGGCUACCGAGGAAAGGAAGCGCAAAGCGAAACAGCUCGAAAUGCAGCGCAAGGAGACAGCCAGGGGCAUGCCUGAGAAGAACAAGACAUUUAAUAAGCCCUCUGCUCUUAAGGGCAAGGGAAUGCAGCUGGGCAAGAAGUCCAAGACCACGGACAUGUUUGAGCGCGUACGCGGAGAGAUGGGAGCGGAAAUCGAUGAUAGCCCUCUAGUAACCCCUGCGCCUGCUGCUCCUAGCCAAGUUGCCGAACACCGCGCCUCUACCACCAUGGACCGUGACGCCAUCCAUAUCAUUGUUAACGAGUCCAUUACGGCGAAUCUAUCAAGGGAGGGUGCGGUCAACUCUAUCUCAGUCAAUGGCGAUCUCACACUUCGCAUUUCAGACCCGAGCUUGACUAGGAUCCAGCUUGGUCUCACUGCCAACGCCUCACACGGAGUCCAGUUCCGAACACACCCCAAGGUUGAUCGAAACACAUUUAACAAAUCUAAGAUCAUCCAAAUGGCGAACACGGGCCAGGGGUUCCCUGUCAACAAUUCCGUCGGUGUGCUUCGGUGGCGAGCCACUCCCAAGGCUGAUGACACCAGUGCUUGUCCCAUCACUUUCACAGUCUGGAUAAACAAGGACUCGGAUAAGUACAAUAUGACUGUCGAGUACGAGCUCACUGGCGGCGAUGCACUGAAGGAUGUCAGUGUCUUGAUCCCCUACCAAGCCGCCGAGCCCGUCGUCUCGAGCUUCGACGCUACUUAUGACCUCAUGGGUGACAUGCUCGAGUGGACCAUUGGCUCUGUUGACGAUGAGAACGCAAGCGGGUCUUUCGAGUUUGAGGCGGAAGCCAACGACGAAAAUGACUUCUUCCCUAUGACGGUUCGGUUCCACAAGUCGUCGCCCUACGUCGAUGUUGAUGUAACCUCAGUCUCGCUUGUUGACAUGGACGAGGAGAUCACCUUCUCAAAGGACGUCAAAUCUACGGCUGAAAACUACGUAAUUGAAUGA
This is a messenger RNA of Parascedosporium putredinis, 1680 nucleotides long. Lineage: Eukaryota; Fungi; Ascomycota; Sordariomycetes; Microascales; Microascaceae. The record is from the annotation of a GenBank genome assembly.